CUCAUCGUUCUCCUCCCCUCCCUCCAGGACUUCAUCCUUCUCCACCCCGUCACCUCUCCUCCUUCCAGUACUCAUCCACCCCUUCCCUGUCCUCUUUCUCCGCCCUCCCUCUUUAGUUUACCUCCCACACGUUUCCACCUCCUCUUCCUCCCUGAACCUCCCCUCCUCCUUCAUGAAUCCCACAAUAUCCUUCACCUCAACCCUUCCUAUCGUCACCAUCCUGCCUUCCUCUUCCAUCCCGCUCUUUCCUUCCUUUCCUCUUCCCGUCUCCAUCCCUCCCACCUUUCUCUCAGUACCCUCCAUCUCUCCCUCCCACCCUCUUCCCCCUCCCUCCUCGCCCAGCCGCGCACAUUCCACGCCCUCCCUCUCUCUUUCUCCGCGCUGACCCGACAGUUGACGUUUUGGGGAAGUUUGAUAAUUUGGUGACGCUCCCUUCCGCUGCCCACGCGGAAACGGAGCGGUGGGGGCAGAAGGGCCGAGCGGCGGCGGUGGCAGCGGCAGGCGAAGGAACCGUGCCGGGAGCCGAGCCCUCCAGAUCUCGGCACAUAACGGGAAUCCCGCUCGUGUUCUCCCUCCAGCUGAAUCACUGCCAUCCUGACACAUCGUGUGGUCGCAGAAGGCAGAGGGAACAAUGGAAGUGACUGGAGAGUCCAAGGAGACAGUGACAGGGGCAGGGGACGAGGAGAUGGAUGGAAAUUCGCCACGGGUGAAUGGGGGCGUGAAUGAGAACCAGACUCUCAUGAAGAGAAAUGAGAUGGAGGAGGAGGAGGAGGAGGAGGAGGAGGAGGAGGAGGAGAGAAUAUACCACUCCUGGGGGAACAAGAAGAGUUUUUUCUGGCUAUCGAUCUUCAGUGUGAUCUUCGGGUGUUCCUGUGUUGGCAUCUACGCACUCAUCAGUGCCGUAAGGGCAACAGAGCGGGAGGACCGAGGCGACGUGGAGGCAGCGAGGAAGUGGCAGCGGCGGGCGGUGAAGUUCAGCCUCCUGAGUUUCCUGGUGCUGGUGGCCAGCGUGGUGCUGGGUCUGCUGUUCCUUGUCCUCGUGUCCUACCUGGUGCGGCUAGCAGAGUAAGGUGGAGAGCUGAGCGAGCCCGGUCCCGAGCAGGAUAGCAACCACCCGUCACCCUGCUCUGCCCUCUGGGGCAGGAACACCUGCUUCCAAGACUGAACCCAGCAUUAUGGCAUGACUGCUACUCUGAGCCCCACCUCCCACUGGCACUGUCUGACUGACUGCAUCCGCUGGAUUAGUGCCAAUUAGUGCCAUUGACAUUGUUACUGGGAACUGGGGGAAACUGUUACUGGUGGGGUUCGGGGGGGGGUUGAUUAUUUAUACUUAACUUAUAUCUCACUGCUUAACAAUGAAAGAUUAACUGAAAUAAACAAUUUUGGCAAAUGUGGUGUGGUGUGGAGCAGACAGGGUGUGGGGUCGAGAGAGACCCGAGGGGGAAGAGGGGGAAGAGGGCUGUGAACGCUGAAGAGUUGUUAGGAGGAGGGAGGUUAGACUGUUAACUGGC
Molecule: messenger RNA, 1511 nt
Organism: Mobula hypostoma (lesser devil ray)
Lineage: Eukaryota; Metazoa; Chordata; Chondrichthyes; Myliobatiformes; Myliobatidae
Product: transmembrane protein 265-like
Exons: 3
Coding region: 632-1069 (145 amino acids)
Cellular component (GO): membrane
Source: RefSeq, a predicted model, not a curated record